Molecule: messenger RNA, 1020 nt
Organism: Hydatigera taeniaeformis
Lineage: Eukaryota; Metazoa; Platyhelminthes; Cestoda; Cyclophyllidea; Taeniidae
Source: the annotation of a GenBank genome assembly
AUGGAGCCGCCAUUCAUUAUGAAACUGAUGGCCUCCUCUGUUUCAAUAGCUACGGUCGCGGGAUCAAUCGUCCGUAGGGUUCUUGCAAGUGGUAAACUUGACAUUGUCGACAAAGGUGUCAACGACUUACAGACCCAAGCCGAUCGAAGUGCGCAGCACUGCAUCGUUUCAUCACUGUCGAAAAGGUUCCCAGGCAUCUGUAUAAUCGGUGAGGAGGAUUUGGGAGACAGUGAACAACCCUAUUCCGAGCUGGUGGAGGGUACCGACUCAUCAGUACUAGCCAAAAGUUGUCCACAGACCUUGGAAUCUACAAAUGUGGAUGACGUUGUUGUGUGGGUAGAUCCUUUGGAUGGUACCAGCGAAUUUGCGCAGGGUUUUUUGGAGCACGUGACAAUUCUUAUCGGCGUCUCUGUUCGAGGUCGCGCAGUGGGCGGAGUGGUUUGUCAGCCCUUUUACAUGGCUGACUUCCGCAGAGUUAUCGAAAUUGCUGGGGAGCAGGAACGGCGUCCGCGGGUCGAAGAGACGCAUCAACGUGUAAUUUGGGGCCUGGAGGGUCUUGGAGUGUUCGGCCUUGCUGGUGAACCGAUUGCUAAAGCUCCUAUUUUUUCUUCCUCGACCUCUGAUGAUGAACGUGCCAACUGCAUCGUGUGUACUAGAUCUCACACAACACCCACCGCUGCGGCUGCCGUUGAAUCAUGCUCCCCCUCUAAGAUCUACCGAUUGGGUGGCUGUGGUUUCAAAAUGCUGAUGUUGUUGGAGGGUGUAGCCCAUGCCUACGUCUAUGCCAGUGUGGGCUGCAAGAGGUGGGACACGUGUGCUCCCGAGGCCCUGAUCAACGCCAUCGGUGGCCGAGUGAGUGGUGUCGAUGGGCGAGCGUACAGCUACGCAAGCCACGUCCACCCCGUCGACGGUCGCGGUGUUAUUGCUACCCCUACUGCGGCUUGGCAUUCUGCAUACGUCGAACGAAUACCCCGCUCAAUUGUCAACACUCUCUGUGCCUCCGCUCCCCCUAAUGAGUAG